Molecule: messenger RNA, 741 nt
Organism: Helianthus annuus (common sunflower)
Lineage: Eukaryota; Viridiplantae; Streptophyta; Magnoliopsida; Asterales; Asteraceae
Exons: 2
Coding region: 11-718 (235 amino acids)
Source: RefSeq, a predicted model, not a curated record
AGAAAACAUCAUGGCUGAAAUUAAGAAGAAAACUCGAGAAGAGAUUUUGAGUGAGAAAACUUACAGAGAAAGAAACGUUGUUUACAACAGAAUAGAUGACAUGCAGGAAGAGUAUGAGAGUGCUGUCAGCAACAGAAGAUGGGAUAAGAAGAGAGAGUGUUACUACAACAGAGAAGAAGAACCAUUUGUUCCAAAGAAAGACAUAAUCUUUGAUGAUGUUCUUCUCAUAAUUCCUUUGAGAGCCGAAUACUAUAGUAAUGUGAUGAAAGAUGACACAUAUGCUAAAAGGCAUGAACAAGAAAUCAGAUAUGCCAUGUUAUCGUGUCUGAGAAAAAGGGAUGAAGAGAGAAUGAAGAAAAGUGUUGAAGAAAUGGUGAACAAUCUGAAGAAGGUUGCUGAAGAGGCAAACACAGAAGCUGUGGGAGUUGAAGUUGUGAAAGAAGUUGUUACUGAAGAACAUCAGAUUGGAGAAGAUGAGAAGAAAAUUGGAGGUUUGAUAGAAGAAAAGAGUGAGAUUUUGAAAGCUGGUGAUGCUAGUGAUGAAGUUGGUGAUGAAGAAAAGCAGAUUGAUGUUGAUCAGAAGAAGACAGAGACUGCAACAAACACCAAAAUGCAAAUCAUUGAGGUGCUCAACAAAAACAAAGAUUGUGAGAUUGGUGGUUGGAGCAGCCUGGCACAACAAGAGGAGGAGGUUGCUGCUGGAUCCUGGUUUGGUUGAACAGGGAGUUUAUUUGUUUUUCU